AAACAGUGAAAAUCCGUAUUUUGGUUCGGUCCUCGAUUUUCAUGCAAUUUAAAGUUUUAUUUAGUAAAUUCCAAUUAUUCGCUGGAGUUGUUUAUUCUUUGUUCUUCAGUUUAUCGAAAAAUUAUUCAACAUUCGGUCUACUUAUUUUGGACUGAUUGACUUGCAAAUAUUCAGUUGGCAGUUUAACUACCUUUGCAUUUUGUAUCACAAAUUUGUCUGUUAUCGUGAAUCGAUUGCUUUCGAUAGUAAACAAAAAUGUUUAUCUGUGAAUACGAAUGUUAUAUUGGUGGAUUUGCGGCUUUUGCCAUCAUCUUGUGUUCAAAUACAAUGCGAUUCUACCUAAAGAUGUCGGCAUUUUUAAUUGGAUCCAUGUUAUUGGCUACAUUUCUUCCCAUUCCCAUGUUCAUUGUGCGGCCGCGUGAUUAUCGAAAUGCGUUAUUACCAGCUUGGGGUUUGAGAUUGUUGAUGAAAGCGCUUGGUGCGUCGUACGAGGUGCGAGGCUUGGAAAAUAUUCAGCCAAAUCAUGGUGCUGUAGUUGUGAUAAAUCACCAAAGUGGAAUCGAUUUAACGGUGCUCGCAUAUUUGUGGCCCGUGAUUGGUCGCGCAACCGUUGUAGCAAAGCGAGAGGUCUUGUAUGCUUUCCCAUUCGGUAUAGCUGCAUAUUUAUGGGGCACUUUAUUUAUUGAUAAAUCCAAUACAACGGAUUCGGUGAAUCGAUUGAAUAAGGAGACGCACGCGAUUCGAGAAAUGGAUGCAAAAUUGCUAAUUUUUCCAGAAGGUACACGUCAUCAAGGCGAUGAAUUGCUUCCAUUUAAAAAAGGUGCUUUUCACAUCGCCAUUCAGUCGGAAAGCGCCAUUCAACCGGUUGUCGUGUCGAAAUAUCGAUUUCUCGACAGCACACGAAAAGUAUUUGGCAGAGGGCAAAGCAUCAUUCAAAUUUUACCGGAGAUUUCAUGUAAAGGAUUGAGAAAAGAUGACAUUACAACUCUUAUCGAAAACACUCACCAGCUGAUGCAAACAACGUAUGAAAAAUUAAAUGCCGAAACGUAUGCGACGCACAAUAAAUGCGAAUAGAAAAAAAACAA
Molecule: messenger RNA, 1085 nt
Organism: Contarinia nasturtii (swede midge)
Lineage: Eukaryota; Metazoa; Arthropoda; Insecta; Diptera; Cecidomyiidae
Gene: Agpat2
Product: 1-acyl-sn-glycerol-3-phosphate acyltransferase alpha
Exons: 5
Coding region: 256-1074 (272 amino acids)
Biological process (GO): phosphatidic acid biosynthetic process
Cellular component (GO): endoplasmic reticulum
Molecular function (GO): 1-acylglycerol-3-phosphate O-acyltransferase activity
Source: RefSeq, a predicted model, not a curated record